AUGGGCCAAUACUGGCAGGUGGUUUGCCCAUCCAGACGCGAGUACACAACACAGUCAUGUGGUGGAAAGCUAUCAGAGUUGCUUUUUUCGUCAUGGGCCAACAUACUGUGUGACCUGAUUGAACACGAGUGGGCUGGCACUCGGCUCAUCUGUAUUGGAGAUUACUUAAAUCCAGACGAUCUCCCUGCCACGAUUCAACAAGACAAACUCCACUUGAUUUCCGCCGAGAGCGAUGCAACAUCCAAGCUUCUCCGCUAUGAUGUCGUUGAGGAGGAGUUUGAACUAUGGUCUUACGAAGAAGAAGGGGAGGCAGCGACUCUCACGGCCAUGGAAGAAUCUGUCAAUCCCAAAAUUCGACUCCUGAGGAACUUGACUACCAGCCAAUAUGUCUUCAAGGACAAGUUGCCAUCCGGAACCACUCUUGGCCACAUAGUUCUGAUGCGUAUCUGUUGGUCGUCUGAUAGUUCAACUAGCAUUGCGGGGGGAGGAUAUUUGACCAAGGGAGAAUGGGCUGGCCAUGAGUUCGACAUUGUAGGUGCUGACAUGCUGGAAAAUAUGGACGGAGAAUGGGAGGAUGUCACCGAGGACAUCCGCGAUGAGAUACAGGUUCUGUGGUCGAGCGAUUUCGGAGACAACUGGGAAACCGAAUGGAGAGCGUGA
Molecule: messenger RNA, 660 nt
Organism: Penicillium canescens
Lineage: Eukaryota; Fungi; Ascomycota; Eurotiomycetes; Eurotiales; Aspergillaceae
Exons: 1
Coding region: 1-660 (219 amino acids)
Source: RefSeq, a predicted model, not a curated record